Gongylonema pulchrum is the source of this 503-nucleotide messenger RNA. The record is from the annotation of a GenBank genome assembly. Lineage: Eukaryota; Metazoa; Nematoda; Chromadorea; Rhabditida; Gongylonematidae.
AGGCCAGCACUGAAAAUGGUUGAAGUGGAUCUAACUUCUGUGUUCGUGAUCAACUCAUUGUGCUGGAUGCUGCUGUGCACUUAUGGACGAAAACCGAAGGAAAACGAACUGCUACAGAACGAUAUUAAACGAACCAAAAAAUACAUGGGUCGAUUGAAACAGAUCAAAGAUCGAAAGUUGGCGCCCCGCUUGAACCAGCAAGCGGCAAAAAAUUUUGUGCGAAAUGCACUGUGGGACCCAAGAGGACCACAGUCCAGUACCUCAAAUGUAAUUUUUUUUUUUUUGAAUCAUUUUAAUACUCAGUUUUUCUUCCACUUUUUUUGUAUGUAUUGGCAUUGCGGGCUUUUUCACAAAUAUUAUUUUUCGGGAUUUCUUUUUUAUAUUCACAUCGACAUGCAUGUACGCUUGAUACAACUAGCAUUGCCAGCUUCUUCAGAUGUAUUAGUUUCAGUAGUCUUUCCUUUUCCAUUUUUGUCUUCAAAGAUCCUUCCUGCAUUUUGAAA